This is a messenger RNA of Ruditapes philippinarum (Manila clam), 1714 nucleotides long. Its product is annotated as LHFPL tetraspan subfamily member 6 protein-like. Bases 759 to 1388 code for a protein of 209 amino acids. Gene Ontology annotation, cellular component: membrane. The transcript is spliced from 3 exons. Lineage: Eukaryota; Metazoa; Mollusca; Bivalvia; Venerida; Veneridae. The record is from RefSeq and is a predicted model, not a curated record.
AUCAUUGAUAAACGAAUAAUAAUAUAAUGUCUGAAUAAUUCAGUUUUCUGUCAUUAACAUGUUAUCAAAAAAUAGCGAUGUUUGUAGAAUACAUUGUACAUUUGGGUAUAGUUUAUUAGCAUAGGAAUCGAAAUAUAAGAAAAGUCUCAAACAAAAUGUUUAAACCUAAUACUUGGUCGGAAUAAGUGAUUGAAUAUUCAUACUAUUUUUGUACAUGCUUUCUAUAUUGCAGGAGUGAGAUUCCAAUUUAUCAAAGGAUUUUGUCAUCUUGGUAAAAAAAUAUAUAGAAAAGUGAAAUACGUUAAAAAUGAUAUGAAAAAUGGAUUAAGUCAAAGAGGAACAAUUUAUUAAAAAAUUGGCAAACGCAUUUCACAUUUACACUCAUUCAAAAUCUACUUUGGAAUGUCAAUAAGCAAUUGAAGAAGUUAAAUAGAGGAGGAAGAAAAUGCUUAUUUCUGAAGAGGAAAUCACUUGAGGAUAAUUAUUUAUUUAAUAAACCACACAACUUUUACAUUUAUACGGAAAAGGCUUGUUAACAUGUGACAUAAUUAAGUUGAAUUAGUAAAUAAUCUACAUGUAUCAAUUAAUUACAGAUAUUUUUAUGAGCUUAUUUCGGCAUGAAAAAUAUGUGUUAUACAAAAAGGAUAUGAAUAUUAUGAAUUAAAGCUGGAAUAGAUCUUUUAUAUAACAUGUGUUGUUUUUAAGUGAUUUUUCAUUGAUAAACUUUGUAAAAAGUAUUAGUUGGAAGAAUUUUAAAUAUGUCUGGUUUAUCAGGUAUCGGAGUAUUUUGGGCGUUUUCAUCUUUUAUUUCAUCUGUAAUAUUAUGUGUUGGAUAUUUUGUGCCUUACUGGUUGACUGGAAAGUUAUUAAUUCAGCUUAGAGGAAAAUCAGAACAAACCGUGCCUGUACAUUUUGGUAUAUUCCGUAGGUGUAAUUAUCCAACAAUAGAUUCAAAUAAGGAACUUUCUAUUGUACUGGAAUGUGGUAGAUACACGACUUUCAUGGACAUUCCGAGUGUAUCAUGGCAGAUAGCUUCUCUUGUAGUUGGGCUUGGAUGUUCGAUCUGCCUUCUUGUAUCACUGACAGCUAUGUUUGGUGUUUGUGUUAAAGGUGUUGUUAUUCCAACGGUGGCACGGACGGCUGGAGUUCUUCAAAUGUGUUCAGGUCUAUUAAUAGGUACAGGUGUUGGCAUAUAUCCGAAAGGUUGGGACAGCCCGGAAGUGAAACAAGCGUGUGGCAACACUUCUAAAUCUUACUAUUAUGGUGACUGUACGUUAUCUUGGUGUUUCUAUAUAACAUGUGCUGGCAUAGGUGUAACCUUGAUAUGUUCAGCUCUCGCUUUUCACUCUCCCAAACGGAAACACGUCGUUCAUGGUUAUGCAAUUUAGACUAUUACCUGAAGUUUCACCAUAAUAGGCCUAAGAGGAAACUGUGAAAGUCGCCCGAGGCAGCCAAAUUGAAAACGUUUUGCUCGGUUUGAUUGAAGGUUCAGAUAUAUACAAUGGUGAAGAAAAAACAAUAAAUGUGCAUUGAUUUUAUUGUUGAUAAAUUUGUACAAAAAAAUGUUUUAAAAUAAAUAAUCAUUUUAUUGUGUCUCCGGAAAAAGAAGCAAACAUAAUCAAUCCUUACUUUCUUUUACUAAGAGGAAUAGAGCCUUCACAAUAACACAACCGUAACAUAAUGAUAAACAACAUAUAUGUCGGAAGGAGCAAAG